Messenger RNA from Phymastichus coffea, 2322 nucleotides. RefSeq lists its product as uncharacterized. Bases 388 to 1932 code for a protein of 514 amino acids. Gene Ontology annotation, cellular component: extrinsic component of mitochondrial inner membrane. Lineage: Eukaryota; Metazoa; Arthropoda; Insecta; Hymenoptera; Eulophidae. The record is from RefSeq and is a predicted model, not a curated record. The transcript is spliced from 5 exons.
UCGUGUGCUUGCGCAGCCACGGUCGCAAGCUCGGCAGUCUGUCGCUCCGUUGCCGGGAGCGUGCGAGUGCGGCCCGCGAGCGGCCUACGCGAUCUCUCGUUCUCUGCUCUGUUGCGCGGUCGAUCGAUCGUUUCGGAUACGCGCGGGCUCCUGUGCACCUGCCUUUCUCGUCAAGUGUUCAUCGGCUGCGCCAUCGUCGUCAGCUCUUGUGCGCAAAUUGGGACUCACUCAAGCGCGUUUUCAACGGACGCGCUCGAUUGCUGUUUUGGUGGCAAUUCGGCGAUCUGGGUUUGUGUUUAACGCAACGUGCAGCACUCGCAAAUCGAGGGGCAUUGAAUUGCUGCUGCGGCUAUAUCGGCUCGAGCAAUUGCAUCGACGGCGUAGAACAUGGGUCGGAAAUCAAAGCGAAAGUCUAAAUGCAACCACACUCUGAAAACUUCCACUGGAAAAUUUAACGGCAUCAAAAGUGAUUUAAAAACUGACGAGAUUCCAACGCUUUCAAAAACAAUUCCCAUAGUCGAUCGUCUUGGCUUGCCCGCUUAUCAAACCGACGAGGCAGAAGACGAAGAAUCCGAACUCCAGUUGGAUUUUCGUCCGCGACCUUACUUCGUCAGCAGUUUGUGCUAUGUUUGCUCGAAAGCUUGCGACGACGUCCACUUCGACUGCGAACAGUGCGGAAUGGUGACUUAUUGCUCAAGUCAACAUCGUCAACAGAAUCUCAAACAUCACAAGCAGUUGUGCACUGUGCUCGCAGAAAUUUGCGUAAAGAACAACGGCCUCGAUUUGGCAAGGAACUUGGGCCCCGACGAGUAUCGCAGCUUCCGCGUGGAACUGUUGCGCAUCGUCGAGCAAGCUCUCGGCCGAAGAAUGGAACUUUGUGAACGCGAAAUUCUGCUUUACCCCAAACUCUGUCGUACCUGUCACAGUUCAGACGGCUUGAAGACUUGCUCCGACUGCCUCAUGGAGUUCUUCUGUGAAGAGCACAGAGGUAACCAUGAAGAUCAUUGCGCCGAGUGGAGGGUGUUCCGAGGUGUAUUAGCGAUGCAAGCAGACAGUGGUUUCUUAGCGCCAAAGAUACCAGAUUUCGCGAUUAUUGGGGACGAAGAGUUACCGGAAAACUUUGAUGGACUAAUGAAAACAAUUUUUGCAUUUGGAAAUGACUACGACAGGAUUGACUGCGCUUCGUAUGCCGCUCUCUCACAGGCUGCUAGUCCGGCCUUGACAGCUCGUUACACUCUCCAACUAAGCGCGCAGGGCCACAAACUUACUACGGAAAUGUCUGUUUUAUUAAAAAUUUACAACAUCGAAGUAUUACCUGAAUAUUUAUCAUACAACAAUAACCGCAAAUCUCUUCGCGUACACGUUAUUGGCGCGGAAUUACAAUUCGAGUGUGCAAAUCUGGCCGUCUGGGAGAAGCUGUUUUUACACCUGUUGCCGGGAAUCAAGAGUUUACGGCUCGAGUUCAGUGGUCCGGAACUUCAAGUGCCCGACGAUAUAGCUAAAGUACUCAAAAGACCAAGACUCUGUGCAGGUUGUCGUGCCAAGGGACGUGAAAUUCACGUCGUGUUCCAUUGUGGCAAAUUGUAUCACCAAAUUGAGUGUGAUAGGCCUGACCUUGUUUGCUUAUUCAAUCCGGGCCUCUAUAGGACGACUGGGUUCGCUAAUCAGGACACCUGGCCCCGAACAAUCGAAAAGUUUUGCGAUCACGGAGUGCCGAUUUUGAUAACAUCCUAUACGGAGGUGGAAUUGCCCCGCGACUUGGCUCGCGUUCGUGAAUACCGUGAGCUCGAGGUAGAACAAGAACCCAGACGGAAUCCGUUCGCCUCGUUGAGACCCGAGCGGAAUUUCGUGAGCGACGACUCGGCGCCCCUCAUCUACAAGAACUACUUUCUGAGCGUCGCCCGGGGAAUCCCCGGCCGCUGCAGUGCGUGAUAAGUGUAUUUUUAGCCAGCGCGACACAACAUGAUCUACUUGCGAGGGGUCUACUCACUCAUUGCUCGAUGAUGCUCAAGUGGGUCGUCAAUUGCACCAUGUACUUGUCAUACAACUCGGUAUACUGCUCUUAUUUUCCCAUCCGCUCUUUUUGCCACCACGUGGACGGACACGUUUCACCAAUUCACCAUUGCGAAUGGAAAAGCUUUUUUUUUUGAUAACGAUCUGGUGUGAUUUUGUAUAUCCGUAAAAUGGAUUGCUUAUUAUAAAUCCAUAUCAAGUGUAAUGAGAUCUGUACGAUACACUUUCGAAUUCAAAUAUAUCUUGAUUAUUUCAAUCGAUCAUUUACGAGAAAGUCCACACAAGCCUCCAGGCCUAGUCGAGAUUACG